AUGGAAACCUACAAGAAACGUUUAUCUCCUCUAUUAAAAUCUAAAGAGCUUAUUCAACAUCGAUCAAAAUUACCUAAACGUUCAAUCGGUGUUAAUUCUUUACCUCCUAAACUUGACCUUUUACCCAUUAAUUUGGUACUCAUUUCUACAUUAGAUGGUAACUUACAUGGUGUUAACCGAUAUACUGGUCAAGUAUUAUGGAGUUUAGAAGGUUCUAAUGGUUCUUUGAUCAGAACCUUUACACGACCCUCUACGAAACAACCAAAUUUUACAAAUAAUAAUGAACGUAAUGGUGAAGCUAUUAUUGACGUUGAUGUCGGUGAUAAAAAUAAGAAUGUUGAAAAUGUUUAUAUGGAUAAUGAUCAAAAAUCCGAUAGUUCGCGCCUUACAAAAUUAAAAGAUGAAAGUAUUGAAGAUGAGGAUGAUUCGGAUAAAAUUACUUAUAUUGUUGAACCUAAUAACGAUGGAAUAUUAUAUAUGUUCUCCCCCAAAAAUGGUUUACAGAAAUUUCCAUACACUGUAAAACAAUUGGUCAUGAAUUCUCCAUUUCGUUCUGUUGACGGAAAAGUUUUUAUUGUAGGCAGUAAAUCCACAAAAUUUUUUGCCAUCGAUCCCACAACUGGAAAGAUGCUUCAAUUUUUCAAUAGUGAAGGUGAUACUGAUAAUGAAUGUCCAUCAAUGGGUUCUUUACCUAGAGAUUCUUUAUAUGUGGGAAUGAAUGCAUAUAAAAUUUCGAUAUUUGAUUAUCGUGGUACUUCUAAAUGGAAUCUUACAUAUACUGAAUAUGUACCUCAUAGUUUUGAUGUUAAUAUUGAAUUAAUGCAUAAAACUUCACCCGAUGGUUUAUAUAUUUCUUCUACUCACAGUGGUGAAGAUUUACCAAGUGGUCUUCAUAUUGUUAAACAACCUAAACCUUCUACUACUUAUUAUGAAAAUUUAAAAAAAGUGAACUUUCCUUCUCGUUUAUCCGCAUACAUUGGUGAUGUUGAUGGUACUUUAUUCGCAAUGUCAGCUGAAAAUUAUCCGUUAACUCAAUUUAUGGCUUAUCACAUUCCUAGUGAUAAGGUUGGUGAUGAAGAAUCAAAAGGUGGAGAACGUUGUCAUCCAGGUUCAAAUAAUUUCCCUUCAUGUUUGGUUGGGAAUCAUAUAAUGGCUCCUCCUGAAAAACAUCGACCUGGUAUUGAAGGACCUCCUAAUAUAAAGGAUAAUAAUAAAAUCAAAACUAUUGAAUUUGAACAUCCAAAAACCAUUGCACAAGAUUUAUUUAUUGGAAUAAAAAACAAGGAAAUGAAAUUAAGUCUUGAUGUUCCUAAAAAGAAAAAGAAAAAUGGAAAAAAUCCGGUAGUAGUUACAAAAAAGAAGGAAAAUGAUGAAAAGGUGAAAGUUCAAAUUCCAACAAAAGUUAAUCCUCCCACGAAAGUUGUUGAAGAUACUACUAUCAAUUUAACCAAUCAUAACACAACUAAAAAUGUUCAGACCAUAACGGAGAACAACAUAACAUCUACAGUAACCAAUGUUAAUGGUUAUGGAAGUCAUGGUACAAUUGUGUACAAAGGAUCGUUCGAAGGACGUGAUGUUGCGGUAAAACGUUUGUUAAUCGAUUUUUAUGACAUCGCACACCACGAAGUUUCAUUACUUCAAGAAAGUGAUGAUCAUCCGAAUGUUAUUCGUUAUUAUUGCAAGGAGCAGUGUGAUCGAUUUUUAUAUAUUGCACUUGAACUUUGUCCAGCAUCUUUAUAUGAUUUAAUUGAGCGAGGUUCAACGUUUCAACAUUCAAAUCUAUUGUCAACACUUCAUCCAUCAAAAGUUUUAUAUCAAAUUAUUUCGGGUCUACAUCAUUUACAUUCAAUGAAGAUUGUCCAUCGUGAUAUUAAACCACAAAACAUUUUAUUGGCACCCUCGAGAUAUAAAAAAUUUACAAAAAAGGAUGGUAUCACACAAGAGACGAAAUCAGUUAGGGUUUUAAUAUCGGAUUUUGGUUUGUGCAAAAAAUUGGAAGGAGAAUCAAGUAGUUUUCAUAAUACCACGAACAAUGCCGGAGGAACAAUUGGUUGGAGAGCACCGGAAUUACUUUCACCAUCAUCACCUCCAUCCCCUGAUAAAUAUGAGAAUGGACAACCACGUAGAGUUACAAAAGCGAUUGACAUUUUUUCUGCUGGUUGUUUAUUUUAUUAUGUAUUAUCUGAUGGAGAUCAUCCAUUUGGUGAUCGUUAUUCAAGAGAAAUUAAUAUUUUGAAAGGAGUUUAUGAAUUGAAUAAAUUAGAUGGAGUAGGUGAGGAAGGAAUUAUGGCAAGAGAUUUAAUAGAGAGAAUGAUUGAACGGGAUCCAAAGAAGAGGUAA
Messenger RNA from Diversispora eburnea, 2340 nucleotides. Lineage: Eukaryota; Fungi; Glomeromycota; Glomeromycetes; Diversisporales; Diversisporaceae. The record is from the annotation of a GenBank genome assembly.